Molecule: messenger RNA, 479 nt
Organism: Racocetra persica
Lineage: Eukaryota; Fungi; Glomeromycota; Glomeromycetes; Diversisporales; Gigasporaceae
Source: the annotation of a GenBank genome assembly
UCUCUGAGGGUUCUUGCCUCAAUCCCAGAAGUUCCCUGCUGGUAACCUUAUCUCAUCAUCCUUUGGGUGAUUAUGACUUUAAAGUACUUCAAAGGUCUACCCUAAUAUCAUUACUAUCAUGGGAAACUCAACUAGUCUUAUUCCGAAUAAAAGCAUCCAGAUGCUCCCAUGUAAAGCUACUCCGGCCUCUGAUCCAUCUUCCCUUAGAUACCGCUCCUCUAGGUUGUAACGAGACUGGGAAAAACCGUAAAGGCCGGAUAAGUAGCAAAUGUACCUUACAUCAGCGUCAGGUAGACCCUAAGACCGGGAGAACUUAUGAACCUUUACUAACCAGUAUUGCUAAUGUGCUAACUUGUGGAUUGUACGUGACUCAUCAUAAUAACCCACUGUUAAUUCCUAUUGCGUUGAAACUAGCAGCGUUGCCUCAUUGCAUAUUAUGCAUGAGUAUUUGUCCCUAUAAUGAGGCAUAUCCGAAGCAG